AUGGAGAGGCACGCCUGCAAGCUCUGCUUCCGGCGAUUCCACAACGGAAGAGCUCUCGGAGGACACAUGCGAUCCCACGUGGCGGCCGCCGGCGGCAAGCGCGCUCUCCAGGACUCCUCCGCCUCGUCGUCGCCAUCGCCGUCGCCGUACGCCGGCGGCGGCGAGUCUUCCGUUGUGCUCCCGGACGGGGAGAGCGAGACGGAGUCCUCGAAGGAGCCGCCGCUGCGUCGAUCCAAGCGGCGCUCGAGACCCCCGGAGCCCCGGCCUUCCGAUCCGGGGCCGGCGAGCUCCGUCUCCGACACCACGCCGGAGGACGACGUAGCGCGCUGCCUGAUGAUGCUCUCCCGCGACGUCUGGACGGCCCGCGGAGAUCGGAGAGACCUGGACGAGCACUCGAUCCGAUCGGAGGAGUUCGCUGACUCGACCAGAUCGAGGACGAGAGGCCGGAAGAUCCACCAGUGCUCCGUCUGCUUCCGGAUCUUCGGCUCCGGCCAGGCCCUCGGCGGCCACAAGAGAUCCCAUCCGCUGAACAAUUCCACUCCGCGGCCCCUUGCCGCGGCCAGCCCCACAUCCAAAUUCGCCGGCGAGAUCAUCAUAGAUCUGAAUCAGCCAGCUCCGCCAGACGAGGAAGGGGAGCUCUCCGCAGUCUCUUACGCUCCGCGAUAG
Messenger RNA from Spirodela intermedia, 666 nucleotides. The record is from the annotation of a GenBank genome assembly. Lineage: Eukaryota; Viridiplantae; Streptophyta; Magnoliopsida; Alismatales; Araceae.